AGGCUUGAUCUAUAUCAGACAUGUGGGCCUUGGGGGAGCUUGGAUUUUUUUGCUGGCUUCCAGCUUACUGUUGGCGUUCCAGCUCAGCGGAACUGGAUCACCCAAGGCUUGUCUCACCUCUGGGCUGCUUCAGAAAACGUCUUCUCCUGUAUCUGGUUCUUCAUAGUCAGAGGCAGCUGACAGUCAAGUCUCUUCUCCCAUCUUGGCCUGUGGUUUGGGCUGACCCCCCUCUCACUCAGAGAGUGGAACAGUCUCUUUCCAGUGCCCUGCAUGAUGGCACUGAGGCCAUGGCCCUGGGGGCGGCUUCUUCAGACACUCGUGGCUGAGGUGCCCCAGUUCCUGGCAGUGGAAUCAGGCUGGCAGCCCAUGAACAGUUUGAGGUCCCAAAUACCUGGGAUGCACGGGGCCUCAGCAGGGCAGGAAACACCACUUGGCCCGUUGCCAAUGUCGCGGCUGACAGUCACCCCAGAAAGUGCCCUCAUCGAUGAGCCAGUGCACAUCCGAGCAACAGGCUUGCCCCCAUCAGAGUUGGUGACCCUCAAGGCCUCUCUGACAGAUGAGAAGGGGAAUCUGUUUCAUAGCAGAGCCUUUUACAGGACAAACAAGGCUGGUGAGCUGGACCUGAAACAGGAUGCUGCAGUUGGAGGCGAUUAUGUGGGGGUUGAACCAAUGGGACUUUUCUGGUCUCUAAAGCCUAAGAAGGCUUUCAAGAGGCUGCUUAAGAAGGAUGUGAUGAACAGUCCCUAUAGGGUCACUCUGGACCUCUAUGACACAUUUUCCCUCAAAGAAUCAGCCACUGAGAAGCCUAAGGCCAGCCAGACAGUGCAGCGCUGGUUCUCAGCCCCUGGGUUGCAGCGGGUGCCGAUACGAGUAGGGCGCGUGCGAGGAGCCCUUUUUCUCCCUCCAGGGGAAGGCCCUUUUCCAGGAAUUAUUGAUUUGUUUGGGGGCAUUGGGGGUCUAGUUGAAUUUCGUGCCAGUCUCUUGGCCAGCCGUGGCUUUGCAGCAUUGGCAUUAGCAUAUUUUGCCUACGAAGACCUGCCCAGCCACCUGGAAGAAGUGGAUCUGGAAUAUUUUGAGGAAGCUGCCAAUUUUCUAUUAUCACAGCCAAAGGUCCAAGGACCAGGAGUCGGAGUGAUUGGGGUGAGCAAAGGGGGAGAAAUCGCCCUAGGCAUGGCCUGCUUCCUGAGACAGGUGGUAGCCACUGUCUGCAUCAAUGCGCCCACUUGGGUCUCCGACAUGCCGCACAGGUACAGAGAUCAGGUUUUGUCUUCCUUACCCGUGUUUCCGGAGUUCAUACAGAUUGAUGUCUCUGGUGCUGCAAACUACCGCAACUACCAGAUGGCACAGAGCACAGUGAAUCUGGAGAACUUGCUUCCUGUUGAAAAGGCCCAAGGUCCGAUCCUCUUCCUUGCAUCCGAGAGUGAUGGAUGUCUGGAUAGCAUAAAAUGUGCUGAGCAGGCCAUUGAGCGGCUGCACAGUCACGGGAAAAGCAAUGGAAGAAUGUUGUCGUAUCCCGGGGCUGGCCAUCUCUUAGAGCCUCCCUAUGGACCCCUGUGCUAUGCUUCCUGGAACCCCAACUUACCCUUGCCCCUGCUCUGGGGAGGGGACACUGCUCGCCAUGCAGCAGCUCAGGAACACUCCUGGGGAGAGAUCCUGAAAUUCUUCAGGCAACAUCUUGUUCAGACCACAAGCAAACUCUGAGGGAGGGCUUAGAAUGAUGAUGGGGUGGGUGAUGUAAGCCAAACAACAAAACCGAACAAUCCCAAUCAAUCAACAAACAAACAAAAACCCAUAAAACAAAACGAGGAUGAGGUGGGGUGGUCUAUGGUUUUUUCCUGAUUUAUAUGGAUUUAGUCGUCUUGCAUCAACUGUAGGUAGUAAAAGAAAUCAAAGGACUAGGGCACAGAUACACCUGAAAUAUUUCUGACAAUGUGUAUAUAUUUUGAAUUCUUGUAAAUUGGAUCUUAGUUUAUAUGCACUGUGACUAUUUCAAAAUUGUGAUACUCUUGCAAAUUGAAUCACCUAUUGUUCCCCAGUUAGGAAUACCUUGGAUCCAGGUAGUUUACCAAUGUAGAUGAAUUCCCUGAAACUUCUGUAACUCGUGAAAAUACAUUUUCUAUUUACACUAUUUUGAGUUCAGUUUCUGAUAUUUGAUAAGAACAGUUCCAAUACCACCAUCAACAUUUCCUAUGAAUUUCUGGUAGAUAAACUUUUUUUUCUUUUUGAUAGUGAUGCUUCUUUGUCUAAAAUAUAUUUCUGGGGCCUCCCCUGGUGGCACAGCGGUUGAGCUCUGGGUUGCGAGGCUGCCCGCAGUCUCUGCAGGGCUGGUUCGAUCCCUGGCCAACGGCGAGGGUCCUACAGAAAAAAAAAGAAAAAAAAAUCCUUUUUAUGAUUUUAAUCAGGAAUGGGAUUGAAUUUAAUUAAGUGACUUUUAGCAUUUAUUUAAACUAAAUGAGUUAAUAUAUUUAAAGCAAUCAGAACUGGCAAAGUCCUGUGCCUGGCACAUAGAAAUUGCUGUAUUAUUACUUUCACAAUGCUUUCCUUCUUCAAUCUGUUAAGUGGUAACCUUCAUCAAUGGACCAAUUUUGUUAAUUCAGCUUAUUUUAAUAGAUUAACUUCUCAUGUUGACUAAUUCAGGUUUUAAAAUGUCUUUUGGAGCCAAGCGGGUUAUUUAUACUUUCUCAGAAUUUUACCCAUAAUUUUUCACAUACUCCCUUUUACCCAUAAUUUUUCACAUACUCUCUGUUACUUAUUUGCACACAUUCUCCUUUUCCUGUCUUGCCAGUUAUUUUUCUAUUUUACUGAUCUUUUCUAAGAACAGAUUUUGGUUUGUUUAUUGGACAGAUCUGUUUUUUCUUGGUUCACCAGUUUCUUUAAAUCCAUUCUUGGGCCUCCCCGGUGGCGCAGCGGUUGAGCGCUGGGUUGCAAAGCUGCCCGCAGCCUCUGCAGCGCCGGUUCGAUCCCCGGCUGCUCCCCGGUCACCGGAGGAGGGUCCCACAUGGCGCGCAGACCUCUCCUGCC
Talpa occidentalis (Iberian mole) is the source of this 3021-nucleotide messenger RNA. It is a transcript of the gene BAAT, whose product is annotated as bile acid-CoA:amino acid N-acyltransferase. NCBI's taxonomy places the organism in Eukaryota, Metazoa, Chordata, Mammalia, Eulipotyphla, Talpidae. Bases 271 to 1701 code for a protein of 476 amino acids. Gene Ontology annotation, biological process: fatty acid metabolic process; acyl-CoA metabolic process. The record is from RefSeq and is a predicted model, not a curated record. Gene Ontology annotation, cellular component: peroxisome. The transcript is spliced from 5 exons. Gene Ontology annotation, molecular function: fatty acyl-CoA hydrolase activity.